Messenger RNA from Ectocarpus siliculosus, 750 nucleotides. NCBI's taxonomy places the organism in Eukaryota, Phaeophyceae, Ectocarpales, Ectocarpaceae. The record is from the annotation of a GenBank genome assembly.
AUGCGGCUCUACUUUGCGGCGGCAGCAGCAAUUUCAGCACGCGCGCAGGCUGGUGGUGGUAGGAAAGAGCAAGGAGGAGCAGGCGGUGCGAAGUACAUCCUUACACAUUGGACUCUAGAGGCUCGCCUGGGCCGAGCGCUGAAAAGAGCCGAAAUAUAUCCAGGCCAUGAGUUUUUAUUCUACAGCAGCUCAUACAUUUCGGAUGGCUGGUGCGACAGUUAUUAUAACACCGAGGAGUGCGAUUGGGAUGGGGGAGACUGCUGUGAGUGCGACUGCGUCGACGCACUUUAUACCUGCGGCGUUGCCGAUUACGACUGCCUCAACCCUUCCGCGUGUGGCGGAGAUGAAGACGAUGAUGAUGAUGUGCCGGUGGGAGCCAUCGUUGGCGGUGUGAUCGGCGGGGUAUUGUUUUUGGCCGCCGUGAUCAUCUUGGCGGUCUUGUUCAAGAAAGGUUGCCUGAAGCCUUGCGCAUGCGGCGAUUCUUGCGCAUGCUGCGAGCCCGGCCCUCCUGCAACUCCUGCUCCUGCUCCUGCCUAUGCUCCUGCUGGUGGUGGGUCGGCGCCGUCAGUUGUCAAGGGGUAUCCCGAGGUGUACUCUUCCGCUGCAGUCGCGCAACUUCCCCCCGCUGCGUACGAGGGUCCUGGCAGCGUUCCGGCCCCCGGAGUCCAAGCGUACCCGGCGGCUGCAGCAACUGCGGCUCCUCCCGCUUACGGGGGCCCAGUGCGCAACCAGUAUCCCGCGCCGGCAUGA